AUGGCUUCCCGCCGGUCAAGGUCGCUAUCAACCCCGUCCGAGGGUGAGAUAGUCGAGUCGGGAUCAGAGACGAAGGCAACUACGUCGCAGACUUCCAUGAAUGACACGAAUGUUAACCGUCGCUCCAGACUGAGUCCAUCGUUUUCUCCCAGAUCACCUGCAUCGGGUGCUGCGAGGUCGCCACCAUCACGGCGUCGAUCUCGAUCUCGAUCUCGGACGCGUUCCCCUUAUCGACGCGGCGGGAAACGUCGACGAUAUGAUGACUAUGAUGAUUAUGAUAACUAUCGACAUGGCUCCUCUUCUUCCUACCGAUACGAGUCGCGGUCUGAGCAUGACCGUAGAUACGACUCGCGCCGUCAAAGAACGUAUCAUGACUACGACCGAGACGAUAGCUACAAUGGCGGGCUCCGGUAUAUGGAUGACUACGAUCGACGCGACAAGCGACAAAAGACGCGCAGUCGGUCGCCAUUCAGAGACGUAAGAAAGCCAAAAAAGUACGAUGAUGCUGAUGACAUUGGGGAACCGCGCAAAGUGGCAUUUAGAAACCAGUCAGUGAGCGAACGGGGUGUUUCCCCUGUUGUCGCUCAAGAUGUUAAACCACAUACUGAACCAGGGCGUCAGGUUGAGUCUAGCACAGAGGUUUCUACUGGUCUGAAUGGGUCAAGUCCAGAUCUUACCGAAGCCCCCGAAGAGAUUCUAGACGAAGCAGCACGGCUCGAAGCCCGGCGCAAACGGCGUGAAGCUAUCAAAGCCAAGUACCGAGGCCAGGAUGCACUGCGCAUCCAAGCGUUGCAUCAAGGAGCUGAUCCGGAUCUUACCCCCGUCACACCAAUGAGUGCAGCUGAAUCGCCCAAAUCUCCCGCCUUGGAAGUUUCUACCGAAACCCCUGAAAGUGAAUUUACAGUUGCCAAGGAUGAAGAUCUUGCUAAUGGUACCCAGCCUAUGGAAGGCGUUGAAAAAGACGAACCAUCUGCAGCAGACUACGACCCCACUCAAGACAUGCGAGAAGAGCGGCAGAGACAUGAUCAGCAAUUCAGUGAGGAUGUAUCAUCAGCUGCGUACGAUGAAACAAAAACUACUAAACAAGACGUACUCAUCCCCGAACCGCAACCAGAGGCUCCCGCUAAAGACCCAUACGAUAUGUUUGCUGAAGAUGAUGACGACAUGUUCGCUCCGGAGCCCGAGGAACAACCUGAGCACGCAAGCGCCAAGGCUGUUCCCAAAGCAAAAGAGCUUGAUAUGACUAUGUUAGACAAUUGGGACGAUCCUGAGGGCUAUUAUAAUGUGAGACUGGGUGAGUUGAUUAAUGGGCGUUAUCAUGUUCACCAAAACCUUGGCAAAGGAAUGUUUUCCUCUGUCGUACGCGCCACCGACUCGAAAACAGACAAAUAUGUGGCUAUCAAAAUAAUCCGAAACAACGACACGAUGCGAAAAGCCGGGAUGAAGGAGAUUCAAAUUCUUGAACAGUUACUCGAGGCAGACCCAGACGACAAGAAGCAUGUCAUCCGAUUUGAGCGGUAUUUUGAUCACAAGGGACACCUUUGCAUGGUCUUUGAGAAUCUUAGCAUGAACUUACGAGAGGUGCUAAAGAAGUUCGGUCGCGAUGUCGGGCUGAACCUACGAGCCAUUCGUGCGUAUGCACAGCAAAUGUUUCUCGGCCUGAGUCUGCUCCGCAAGUGUAAUAUAUUGCAUGCAGACUUGAAGCCGGACAAUCUGUUAGUAAACGAGCAACGAAGUGUUUUGAAAAUUUGCGAUUUGGGAUCUGCAUCUUCUGCCUCUGAUAACGACAUUACGCCGUACCUGGUCAGUCGAUUCUAUCGUGCUCCUGAAAUCAUUCUCGGGGUCCCAUACGACUAUGCGAUCGAUAUUUGGUCAAUUGGCUGCACGUUGUACGAACUAUACACUGGCAAAAUCUUGUUCACAGGUCGCAACAACAAUCAAAUGUUAAGAUCUAUCAUGGAAUGCCGCGGCAAAUUUCCGCCGAAAUUCCUGCGCAAGGGUGCUCUGACAGGUGCUCAUUUCGACGACAUGCUCAAUUUCCACAGUACAGAAGAGGACAAACUCACGGGAAGAGUCGUGACAAAGGUGCUCGAUUUCAAGAAACCGACGAGAGAUCUCAAAUCACGAUUAAUGGGAACUGGCAGCGGUGGCAAGGGCUCAAAAGGGAUGACGGAAAGUGAGACGAAGGAGCUGGCGCAGUUUGUGGAUUUGCUAGAUCGGUGCUUGAGUGUGAAUCCGGAAAAGAGGUGUACUCCGGUGGAAGCGUUGAAGCAUCCUUUUAUUUCGAGGAAAUAG
This is a messenger RNA of Talaromyces amestolkiae, 2295 nucleotides long. RefSeq lists its product as uncharacterized. The coding region runs from base 1 to 2295 and encodes 764 amino acids. NCBI's taxonomy places the organism in Eukaryota, Fungi, Ascomycota, Eurotiomycetes, Eurotiales, Trichocomaceae. The transcript has 3 exons. Gene Ontology annotation, molecular function: protein serine/threonine kinase activity; ATP binding. Gene Ontology annotation, biological process: mRNA cis splicing, via spliceosome; peptidyl-threonine phosphorylation; peptidyl-serine phosphorylation. The record is from RefSeq and is a predicted model, not a curated record.